CGCUUUGCUGCUUUCGAACCUACCGCCUCUCCCUGCGUACCAAGAUGGCGGCAGAAGCAGCUGGUGGGAAAUACAGAAGCACAGUCAGCAAAAGCAAAGACCCUUCGGGGCUGCUCAUCUCUGUGAUCAGGACUCUGUCUACCAGCGAUGACGUCGAAGACAGAGAAAAUGAGAAGGGUCGCCUCGAGGAAGCCUAUGAGAAAUGUGACCGUGACCUCGAUGAAUUGAUUGUGCAGCACUACACGGAAUUGACCACAGCCAUUCGCACAUACCAGAGCAUCACGGAGCGCAUCACCAACUCCCGAAAUAAAAUAAAGCAGGUAAAGGAGAACCUGCUUUCAUGCAAGAUGCUAUUGCACUGCAAACGGGAUGAGCUUCGGAAACUGUGGAUUGAAGGAAUUGAACAUAAGCAUGUCCUGAACUUGCUGGAUGAAAUUGAGAAUAUCAAGCAAGUACCUCAGAAGCUGGAACAGUGCAUGGCCAGCAAGCACUAUCUCAGUGCCACCGACAUGCUGGUGUCAGCAGUUGAGUCUUUGGAGGGCCCCCUGCUGCAGGUGGAAGGACUAAGUGACCUCAGGCUGGAGCUUCACAGCAAGAAGAUGAACCUCCACUUGGUUCUCAUCGACGAGCUGCACCGGCACCUGUACAUCAAGUCCACCAGCCGAGUUGUGCAGCGCAACAAGGAAAAAGGGAAAAUGAGCUCCCUUGUGAAGGAUUCUUCUCCUGUUCCUCUGAUUGAUGUUACAAACCUCCCCACUCCUAGAAAAUUCCUCGAUACCUCUCAAUAUUCUACUGCUGGAAGUUCAAGUGGAUAUGAAAACCCAGAUGCUCUCGUAGGCAAUGGCAGUGCGUCACUGGAGCUCUGGAGAAAGUUCGAAUCAUCCUCCCACGCCAUCAGUAUGAGCGCCUAUUUGCGAGAACAGAGAAGGGAGCUCUAUAGUCGGAGUGGAGAACUUCAAGGGGGUCCUGAUGACAACUUAAUUGAAGGUGGAGGAACAAAAUUUGUCUGCAAACCUGGAGCCAGAAACAUUACCGUCAUAUUCCAUCCAUUACUAAGAUUUAUUCAAGAGAUUGAGCAUGCCCUAGGACUUGGCCCAGCCAAACAGUGCCCUCUUCGAGAGUUUCUCACCAUGUACAUCAAAAACAUCUUCCUCAACCAGGUCUUGGCUGAGAUCAACAAGGAGAUUGAAGGAGUCACUAAAACAUCUGACCCCUUGAAGAUUCUAGCUAAUGCAGACACCAUGAAGGUGCUGGGGGUGCAGCGGCCUCUCCUACAGAGCACCAUCAUUGUGGAGAAGACAGUGCAAGACCUUAUGAACCUAAUGCAUGACUUGAGUGCAUAUUCGGAUCAAUUUCUCAACAUGGUGUACGUGAAGCUCCAGGAGUACAGGGAAACCUGCGCUGCGGCCUACAGGGGCAUUGUCCAGUCAGAAGAAAAACUCGUCAUCAGUGCUUCUUGGGCAAAAGAUGAUGAUAUCAGCAGACUCUUGAAAUCUCUACCAAACUGGGUUAACAUGGCUCAACCGAAACAGAUGAGGCCGAAGAGAGAAGAGGAAGAAGAUUUCAUAAGGGCAGCCUUUGGCAAGGAGUCUGAAGUUCUUAUUGGGAACCUGGGUGAUAAAUUAAUCCCUCCACAAGACAUCCUUUGUGACGUCAGUGACCUCAAAGCUUUGGCCAACAUGCACGAAAGCCUGGAAUGGUUGGCAGGUCGAACAAAGUCUGCUUUCUCCAAUCUUUCUACUUCUCAGAUGCUUUCUCCUGCUCAAGACAGCCACAUGUAUGUGGAUCUCCCCCCAGUGUCGGAUCUGAUCAUGCGGACUCUGAACGAACUUGCCAAGUCGUUCCAGGAUAUGGCUGACCGCUGCUUGCUGGUCUUACAUCUGGAAGUGAGGGUUCACUGUUUCCACUAUCUCAUCCCUCUUGCAAAGGAGGGAAACUAUGCCAUUGUUGCUAAUGUGGAAAGCAUGGACUAUGACCCUCUGGUGGUCAAGCUUAACAAAGAUAUCAGUGCCAUUGAAGAGGCCAUGAGCUCCAGCCUUCAGCAGCACAAGUUCCAGUAUAUCUUUGAAGGCCUGGGCCACCUGAUCUCCUGCAUCCUCAUUAAUGGGGCCCAGUACUUCAGGCGCAUCAGUGAGUCCGGCAUCAAGAAAAUGUGUAGGAACAUUUUUGUUCUUCAGCAGAAUUUGACCAACAUCACCAUGUCACGGGAGGCCGACUUGGACUUUGCAAGGCAGUACUACGAGAUGCUGUACAACACGGCUGACGAGCUCUUGAACCUGGUGGUGGACCAGGGAGUGAAGUACACGGAGCUGGAGUACAUCCACGCCCUGACCCUGCUGCACCGCAGUCAGCCCGGGACGGGAGACCAGACCACCCAGAACAUGCGGCUGCAGCGGCUCAAGGAGAUCAUCUGCGAGCAGGCUGCCAUCAAGCAAGCCACCAAGGACAAGAAAAUAACCACCGUUUAAUUGGGUGCGCUGUGGGGUGGGUGGGGGUCCUUUUUCCUUGAUCAUACAUUCUUCUUUGGUAUGUUACUUUUUGCAGUCUGAGCUGACUUAGUUUUCUCUGCACCAGUGCUUGAGUGGAGAGGUGUAAGCCUUUUCUCUUUAGUUUUGGCUUUUCAUAUAAACUCGGAAGGAAGUCUGCUGUAUGGAAUGUUUUGAUUGAACAAUUAUUAAUACUUUAAUCCUGUCAAGUCUAAAGGGACUAAGGUGGGAUAGGGAGGAACAUGGCAUCAAAUCAUUGGACUCUGAAAAAUGAAUGAAUUACUAACUAAUAUUUUAUUUGUUGCCCAACAUCAUAUAUAAAAUUCCAGCCUUAGGAUGUGGACUGCUACCUAAGUUUUAAGUCCCUUCCUAAAACCACUGGGUAGGGUUCUAUUACAUAAACAGUAGGAUUUUUAAUGUCUUGACCUUGUCAGUUUUCAAUUCAAUGAAAUAAGUGUAUGUGCAUUGCUUUCUGUCUCUAUUACCAAAAAUCAAAUAAAUGGUUUCUCACCUGGCUGUUGUUUUCCAUAAAUUUCCCUAACCAAACCAGGACCUCCUCAAGGUUAGGGGGGAAAAAAUCAUUUUAUCCCAAUCCCUGGGAGAGUUUUGUGUGCUAUAGGUUGCAUAUACAUUAUGGGUUGAUUUACUGCUUUUUUUUCUGUUGUAUCCAAACCAAGACCCAUAAAAUUCAUGACAAAAAUGGAAGAAUGAAAGGUGAGUCGACCCUCUGCUUGAUCGCCCCCUCUAAUUUCCAAGCAAAAUAAUGGUUAGAGAACUUUUCAUCUCACCUGAGACAGACAUUGUCUGGGGGUGAAUGAUUCUUAUAUGCUCACUUAUUCU
Molecule: messenger RNA, 3326 nt
Organism: Propithecus coquereli (Coquerel's sifaka)
Lineage: Eukaryota; Metazoa; Chordata; Mammalia; Primates; Indriidae
Gene: EXOC4
Product: exocyst complex component 4
Exons: 16
Coding region: 45-2468 (807 amino acids)
Biological process (GO): exocytosis; chemical synaptic transmission; Golgi to plasma membrane transport
Cellular component (GO): exocyst; synapse; growth cone membrane
Source: RefSeq, a predicted model, not a curated record